CUGUGGGCGGGGGAGGCGGCGGGCGCAAUCAGCCCCGCGGAGCUGCUGUCGAGCGUGCACAAGCACGUGCCGCACUUCGCGGGGUUCGGGCAGCACGACUCGCAGGAGUUUCUGCGGUCGCUGGUGGAUAAACUGGACGAGGAGACGAGGGGGCAGAGCGAGCUCCCAAAAUGUCACAGCCUGCCCGAAAACCUCGACCAGCUGCCCGAAGCGGAGCAAGCGGACGCCCUCUGGCGGCAGCACUGCGUGCGGUUCGCCAGCCCCAUCCAGCAGAUAUUUUGCGGGCAGCUGCAGAGCACGAUCGAGUGCCAGACCUGCCACCACCGCUCGCACUGCUUCGACCCCUUUUUGGACCUGUCUGUGCCCAUCCCCCGCCGCCGCUUCUUCUCCUUCCGCGCGCCCUCCAUCCGCGACUGCCUGGGGGAACUCCUGGCGGAAGAAACGCUGCAGGGAGACAAUGCGUACUCAUGCUCGCACUGCAAGAAGCCGAGCAAGGCCGUGAGACGACUGUCCGUCGUGCGCUUCCCCUCCAUCCUCGUUAUACACAUCAAGAGAGUAGCCUCGUCAGCGAUCUCCCUCUUUCAAAAGGACUCCACCUUUGUCUCCUGUGACCUACACAGCCUUGACCUCUCAAAAUUCCAAAGUGUUUCACACCCUGCCUCUCCUCUCCCGCUUCCCACUCCUCCCUCCCAUCAUCCCAACAGCUCACUUUCUCGAGAGCAUCCCUCCACAGAGCCUGUCAGUCCUUCCAGCCCCGAGAGCACAAGUUACCCCACCAGUCCCAGCGGAUCAGCCCCAGUGUACGAUCUAUACGCCGUGACAAACCACAUGGGGUCGCUCUCCUCGGGGCACUACACAGCGCACUGCCGUAACCCUGCGGACGGGCAGUGGUAUCUGUUUAAUGACAGCGGUGUGUCGCCCAUUGCUGCUUCUGCUGUUAUCUCGUCGUCGGCUUAUGUUCUGUUCUACCAGCUCAGACGCGAUCCUGAGGGUUUCUGA
Messenger RNA from Closterium sp. Naga37s-1, 999 nucleotides. NCBI's taxonomy places the organism in Eukaryota, Viridiplantae, Streptophyta, Zygnematophyceae, Desmidiales, Closteriaceae. The record is from the annotation of a GenBank genome assembly.